CAAUGAACUUCACCACCGCCUUCCCGUCCUACAACGAGACAACAUCGCCAACACUGAACUUCACUCUACCCUACAACAACGCAACAUCCUCUCCCAAUGGAACUCUUCCAACGGGCAACAUGACCGUGUCUCCAUGCAGCAGGACCGCCGCACCAAGCUACACGACCGUCGCACCAGGCAACACAACUGUUGUACCCGGCAACACGACCGUCGCACCAGGCAACACGACCGACGCACCAGGAAACACCACCUUCGCACCAGGCAACACCACCUUCGCACCAGGCAACACGACCGCUGCACCAGGCAACAUGACCGUCGCACCUGGCAAUGCAACUGUCGCACCAGGCAACACAACCUUCGCACCAGGAAACACGACCGUCGCACCAGGCAACACAACCUUCGCACCAGGCAACACGACCGUCGCACCAGGCAACACCACCGUCGCACCUGGCAACACCACCGUCGCACCUGGCAACACGACCGCUGCACCAGGCAACACGACCGUCGCACCAGGCAACACGACCGUCGCACCUGGCAAUGCAACUGUCGCACCAGGCAACACAACCUUCGCACCAGGAAACACGACGGUCGCACCAGACAACACCACCAUUGCAUCAGGCAACACGACCGUCGCACCAGGCAACACCACCUUCGCAUCAGGCAACACCACCGUCGCACCAGGCAACACCACCGUCGCGACAGGCAACAGGACCAUAACACAAGCCUGCAACUACGAUACCAAUGCUCUUGAAGGCACAAUAGAACUGGCAACCGAUACUGAUGGUUUCUACGCUAACAACGACGAGUGCCGGAUUAAUCUCCGUUCUCCUGCUUUACCCCACGUCACCACAAUCAGCUUUACGCGUUUUGAUGUUGAAUAUGCAAGAAACUGUCCUUAUGACAGCCUCUCUGUGAGUCUUGGUAACAACACCGUCGACAGACUCUGUGGAAACAACAGAGGUCCCUUCGUGAAGCAAUACACAAGCGCCGAGCCACUCCUCGCCCUGACAUUCACCAGUGAUUACAGCGUCACCGGUCUUGGCUUCGCCUUCCAUUACAAGACUGAAAUAGUGGCAUAGACAGGCUGACCUACUCAUCCAGAUCCAUUAGACAACACUGCGUGUAAAUAAACUCAUUGUACUC
Haliotis rubra (blacklip abalone) is the source of this 1143-nucleotide messenger RNA. Its product is annotated as autotransporter adhesin BpaC-like. The transcript is spliced from 5 exons. NCBI's taxonomy places the organism in Eukaryota, Metazoa, Mollusca, Gastropoda, Lepetellida, Haliotidae. The record is from RefSeq and is a predicted model, not a curated record. Bases 3 to 1079 code for a protein of 358 amino acids.